This is a messenger RNA of Lolium rigidum, 1512 nucleotides long. Its product is annotated as putative F-box/FBD/LRR-repeat protein At5g22670. NCBI's taxonomy places the organism in Eukaryota, Viridiplantae, Streptophyta, Magnoliopsida, Poales, Poaceae. The transcript is spliced from 3 exons. Bases 1 to 1512 code for a protein of 503 amino acids. Gene Ontology annotation, molecular function: protein binding. The record is from RefSeq and is a predicted model, not a curated record.
AUGGCAGCCACCAUGGACGGCAUCAUGAAGGCCAUCUUUUCCUGCAUCCCCGCCGCGCCAUCCUCCGCUGCCGACAGCUGCCUCUCCGCCGACUUCUCCUCCAAUUUCCCUGGCGGCGGCGGCGGCGGCGGCGGCGAGGACCGCAUCAGCUGCCUCCCCGACGCGCUGCUCUCCAACAUCGUCUCCCGCCUCCCCGUCAAGGACGCCGCGCGCACCGCAGCGAUCUCCCCUCGCUGGCGCCGCCUACGGUCGUCCACGCCGCUCGUCCUCGUGGACGCCGACAUCUUCCAUGACUACGUCGUCGGCGACGGCCACGGCCACGACGGCCUCAUCGACUGGCGCGGCCUCACCAGAACCGUCUCCCGCAUCCUCUCCGGACACCAGGGGCCCUUCCGCACCAUCCACCUCACCACGGUCUGCAACUACGCGGCCGCCCGCGGCGGCAGUGCGCUCGUGCGCUGGCUCCACCUCUUCGCCGCCAAGGCCGUCGAGGAGCUCGUCCUCGUCAACUUCCCCAGGUGGCCCCUCGACAACACCCUCCCCGCCGAGGUCCUCCGCGUCGCCUCCCUCCGCCGCCUCUACCUCGGCCUCUGGGACGAGUUCCCGGACACAGAUCACCUCCCCCGCGGCGCGCACGUCUUCCCGCACCUCCUCGAGCUCGGCUUCUGCCGCACCGACAUCAAGGACAAGGACCUCGACAGCCUGCUACAGCGCAGCCCCGUGCUGGAGAAGCUCGCGCUCAUCCUCAACUACGCCACGCCGCGCAACGUCCGCGUCCGCAGCCGCAGCCUCCGCUGCGUGCUCUUCUGGAUGUCCAUCGCCGACGGGCUCGACGUGGCCGUCGCCCCGCGUCUCGAGCGCCUCAUCCUGUGGAACGACUGCCCUGGUGCCUGCUUCGACAAGAGCUUCCGCACCAGAGUCAAGAUUGGCAACACGCCGGCGCUCAAGGUGCUCGGCUACUUGGAGCCAAGCAUCCACGUGCUCGAGAUCCGCAACACCGUCAUCGAGUUUGGGACAAAGGCGAGCCCCACCACCACCCUUACAAGUGUCAAGAUCCUGGGGUUAAGGGUGCGAUUUGGAAUGCACAGGGAGACCAAAGCGCUGCCUACAUUCCUGAGAUGCUUUCCCAAAGUCGAGACAUUGCAUAUCAUGUCUGCUGAAGCUGAUGAGCCCACUGGCAAGCUGAAUUUCAAGUUCUGGCAGGAUGUCGGCCCCCUCCAGUGCCUGCAGUCACACAUCAAGAAGGUGGUCUUCAAGAACUUCCGUGGGUACCGCAGUGAGCUUGCAUUCCUCAGGUUCGUUGUGGAGAGAGCACAGCUGCUGCAAAACAUGGUUAUCGUGUUGGCAGAUGAUUCAAAGGAGGGGGUGGCCGAGAAGCUGAAACCUCUGGCUUGCAGCACCAAGCGUGCCAGCAGAGACCCGAAAUUCAUGAUCUUGGUGCGCAAGGGGGGCAGCCCGUGGAGCUUCCGUGUGGCAUCCGAUCUCUCCAAGAGUGAUCCUUUUGAUUGCUGA